This is a messenger RNA of Salvelinus fontinalis (brook trout), 1193 nucleotides long. RefSeq lists its product as uncharacterized. The coding region runs from base 339 to 653 and encodes 104 amino acids. The transcript is spliced from 4 exons. NCBI's taxonomy places the organism in Eukaryota, Metazoa, Chordata, Actinopteri, Salmoniformes, Salmonidae. The record is from RefSeq and is a predicted model, not a curated record.
AGCGGGGACGACACUUUGAAAAGUCAGAAGCAGAGAAAUCAACAGGACGGUUGUCGUGUCCUUGCGGUAGAAAAGCGAACUGAAAGUGAAGGAGCUAGCCAGCUAGCAAGGUAGCCAGAGAUUGAACCGGUUUGUAGCCACUACUAGUUGCAAUUUCAUUGAUUUUGAUAUCGCAGCCGGACGUUUCUGAAAAGACCUCGUUAGUAUUAACUAGUUAGCUUACACUGGACGUGUUGCAUUUGUUUGAUUGCCAGCUAUCUAACGUUACUGUUACCUUUGACAUUUUGUUAUUAAAUUCAGUCGAUAGAUACUAAAAAUAGGUAUAAUUUUCUACAACCAUGGAAUAUAUGACACCCCUCCAGAAGAAGAGACGCCACGAAGGGGACCUUCAAAACUGGAAAGAUUGCCAAGCGAAACGACUGUGCAACGGAGUGGGAGUCUGCAUCCAGGUUGAACAUGGCGGGAUGGUGACUGACAGUGCCAUGGAUACAUGGGAUGCCAGCAUGCAACAGCAGGGUGUCCCAAACAGCAACAGCGGUGUCAGCAUCAACCACCCAGCUUCUAACAUGGUCUAUGCAGUCCAAGGCAGCCAACGUUGUAAUCGGUGCCUGGCAGGGGAGCCUGGGCACAUUAACCACAUCAUGGGGUAUUGAUCGGUUAUCGUCAUGAUCAGAGAUCGUUUGAAGAACUGAAGGAUCCUUGAGGAUGAAGAGAAUGAUUGAUUGAUUGAUUGAUCAAGCCAUUGUGGCUAUGAACGUUUUAUCAGUGUGCCUUUUCUCUCGCUUUUAACCACAAGCACUGUAUGCUUCAUGUAUAGCCUCACAUGUUUACACUACUUAACACUGUUAUUGGGAAAAUGGCUACUAGCCAGACAGGUCAUUUCAUACUGUCUUACUAACGUUCUGUUUGAAUGGAAAGAUAACCACUACAGUGUAGUCCACAUACAACCAUAAGGAAUGAGCCAUCAAGCCACAAUUAAUACUGUAACUUUACAAUGUAAUGUGGAUACUCACUUAAAGUCAAUGGAUGUAUUUAAAAAAAUUACUUAUUGUCCCAGUAUCAAGACCAAGAAAAUAUACAUGUAAAUAAUAAUAUUGAUAAGUAAAAACUUUUUAAAGUUAUAUAAUUGUUAACCUUUUUGAAAUGGAUAAUCCUGUCUGCAAAUAUAUUUUUGUGAAAUAAAUAUUUUAUAU